Molecule: messenger RNA, 3252 nt
Organism: Phaeoacremonium minimum UCRPA7
Lineage: Eukaryota; Fungi; Ascomycota; Sordariomycetes; Togniniales; Togniniaceae
Product: putative fibronectin type iii domain-containing protein
Exons: 5
Coding region: 1-3252 (1083 amino acids)
Molecular function (GO): protein binding; hydrolase activity, acting on ester bonds
Source: RefSeq, a predicted model, not a curated record
AUGUUGUUAUCACUUCCGGGUUCUAAGCGGUCGUACGCCCAGGACAUCGCGGUGCUGCUUCUUAGUGUCCUUGGUAUCUUCGUUGAACAGAGCAUUGCCGUAGUCCCCCCGACUGACAACCCUGCGAUCAUGAUCGUUGGCGACUCUAUUUCGCAGGGCCGCAACGGAGAUUUCACAUGGCGCUACCGUCUUUGGGAGUGGUUCAAUUCGAAUGAUGUGUCCGUUAGGUUUGUUGGACCCUACACUGGCACAGUACAGCAAGCUCCGGCAGAAUCGCCCAGCCCUCCUGUUCCAUACAGCAGCGCUACCGCAACCUCGCCAGCCCCCAUACCUUCAGUGUCCCAGCUUGGGGGUUAUUCGCCAGACAUCCCGGCAGGCUCGACCUUCUUCAAUGGCGGACAGCGUCACUUUGCCGCCUGGGGCCGUCAACUUGCACAGGAUGCUGGGCUUAUUGCUGAUAUGGUGAGCGAGUAUCAGCCAGAUUAUCUGCUUGUCGAGCUGGGUUUCAACGAUGUCGGCUGGUUUGUCAGUGACGCCUCUGGAACGUUGGAGAGCAUGGUCAGGUUCAUAGACAAUGCGCGGUCUGCCAAGCCGGAUCUCGCCUUUGCCAUUGCGAAUGUGCCACAGAGGACGUUUAUUGGUGGCCGAGAUGAUCUGAUUGUCAAGACCGAGGAUUAUGAUGCUGCGUUACCUCGCAUCCUCGAGGGCAUGUCCACUACCCAGUCGCCCAUCCAUAUUGUCCAGUUUCGCGAGAACUAUGAUUGCGAUCCUCUUUCGUGUCCAGCUGGCUCGGACGGACUGCAUCCAAACGCUCUGGGCGAGUUCCAGAUCGCCAAGGCGUUUGCGGACACGCUCUCUCAGGGGUACAACUGGCCCGGCGCGGCAUUCACCGUGCCUGAUCAUGGGGACAUUCCUGUGCGAGCGUGCGCUACUCCAGGUAAUAUCAAGGCGGUCGCGACCCCUUGCGGAAUCGCAUGUACCUGGGACCCGGUCGAGGGCGCAUACGGGUACACUGUAUACUCCGGUUUCACGGGAGAAACCCCGGAGGCUAUCAAUGUCUCUGCACCGGCUACGUUCACCACAUGGACAGUAGGCGGAAUAACAUGGAAUUACCAGGUCAAGGCGUUCUGCUCUGAUGUCUGGUCGGGUCUCAGCGAAACGGUCUCCGCAACUGCCCAUCCUGAUUGUGCCCCUGGCCCGUCGAACCUAAGGACUUAUUCGACUGCCAACGGAGUCGAUUUUACCUGGGACUCAGUCAAAGGUUAUGAUGUGGACGAAUACGGUGUUGUCUAUUGGGACCAAGAUGCGUGGGCAUUUCUUCUGGACUGGGGGUUUCCUUCCUCAGCGACAUCGGCUAACGUCCGAGGCGACAUGUCUCCAGGUGAGCGUGUUCUGACUGCAGUUGAAACCUGGGCGACUAUCGACGGCGUGUUGUGCGCAGGACUGCCACAAGCAGGCCAAGGCGUGAUAGUUGGAGGGGUGAUGCCGUCUGUGCCUACCGGUGUCAGGGUCCUCACCACAGGCCAAGGUGCUUCGGUACACAUCACUUGGGACGAUGAUCCGAACGCGUUCGCCUGGCAGUUCUGGGUGCGCGACAUCUCCCAACCCGGGAAACCUCUCAAAUAUGGAGGUUAUGACUCGACUGUGCCUUGUACCGAGGUCGACUUCCUGUUUCCUGGGGCCUGGAACUUCGAAUUCUGUAUCACAGCCCUCAAUGGAAACUACUCGACGGAUACGUCAGAGUGCGUUACUGCACCCCGUGAAAUCACUACUGCCGACGCCUGCCCGACGUUGACAGUUUCUCCCCCCUCAGAGGCAAGACCAACGGUAAGCUGGACAAAUCCCAACCCGACAUCAAUCUCACCAGGUGGUGGUGGUGGUGGAGGAGGAGGAGGCGGUGGAAGCGGCAUCGUGUACAUAGAUCCAAGUAUCUGGGACAAGCCGAGUCCUUCGGUCUUCUGUCAGCCACCAUGUACGUUUGUCCUGCCGCCGUGGACGCUUUCCACGCUUACAACAAUCGACAUCCCUCCUGUCACCGCUACCAUUGAGGACACAUGGCCAAAGAAAUCGGGAGGUACGACGACAUACGUCACCAGGACCGUCACGACUGUGAUCACCAUUCCCGACAUUACCACGUCGAUCAUCCCGGUCUCCAACAUCAUCUAUACAAACACCUCCCGUACUCUUGUCAAAGUGUCCACCAGCAUCAUUCCACCUGCUGUCACACUGAUAGAACCGCCCGGACCUGGCGGGCAGGAAGGCGUGACCUGGACUUAUAGUCCUGGCCCCUAUCCAACCACUCCUGGGCCUCCGCCUGGGGGUGAACCAGGAUCUGUGCACAUCUCAGUCGGUCCUCCCGGCCCACCUUGCAAGAGCGGCUGUGGCGGCAUAUGCCUGAUUAACUGCGGCGGCGGCGGAGGUGGUGGCGGAGGCGGAGACACGCAUGGAUGUGUCGGCCCUGGGUGUGGCCCUGGAGGAGGAGGAGGUGGUGGUGGAGGCGGAAAUGGAAACUGCGUUGGAGCGGGAUGCAAUAAUGGAGAGGGGUGCGAGGGUGAUGACUGCGACUGCGAGGACAACAAGACUGUCACGUCGUGUGGCGUGCUCUGCACGGAGACUGUGUCCUCGACGCAGACCACGACAGGCAGCUGCUCGACCACCACAUGCAAGACGACGAGCUGCGGCAUCGACACGACGUCGACCAGCACCACGACUACGACCCAGGGCGUCUACACUGCCUUUGAGAUUGCAGGCGACCCUCCCUUCACCGAAGACCUGAACGCCCCCUACGUGGCGUCCAUCUACAGCGAGGUGAUGAGCUGGUGGUCGGUCAAAGAAGCGUACGCCCGGCCGACCACCGUGUCUGCUGGCACGACCUACAUCGGCACCGGCGCCUCCGUCACCACCAUGGCCUGCCGGACCACUCCGGCCACGCCGCGGGCGACGGGACUGGCCAAGAAGGCGAUGAACGUGCUGAUGGACCUAUGCGUGGACAACGGCGCUGUUCUAGGGCCCAAUUCCGGGGCCGCAGCCGUGCGAUAUACGUGGAAGAACACGCUCGUGACGAUCGUGUAUGUUGGGUCGGCCAACUGCGAGACACUCGACUUCGACAGCUCGCCCAAUGAGACCAGGCACGAAUGUGUAAACCGGCUGACUUAUGGACUCAAUAAUUGCUUGACCGACGACGACAAAACGUACGGCAUGUGGCUGCAAUACAGAUGUAACGAAUACGAGAUAGUUCAGCUGGAGUCUUAG